AUUUUGGACAAAAUGUCGGUCCUGGAUGGGAACCUGGAGCGAGGAACCUGGCUGCUGCUGGCGUCGGGAGCUUUGCAGAAGUUUGCCCAGGAAUAAGUCCAGCAAGAUGUCCAGCGAUAGGCAGAGGUCGGACGAUGAGAGCCCCAGUACCAGCAGCGGCAGUUCGGAUGCUGACCAGCGCGACCCCGCUGCCCCAGAGCCCGAGGAACAAGAGGAGAGGAAACCUUCUGCCACCCAGCAGAAGAAGACCACCAAACUGUCCAGCAAAACCACCGCGAAGCUCUCCACUAGCGCCAAAAGAAUUCAAAAAGAGCUAGCUGAAAUAACCCUUGAUCCUCCUCCUAACUGCAGUGCUGGACCUAAAGGAGAUAACAUUUAUGAGUGGAGAUCAACUAUACUUGGUCCACCUGGUUCUGUAUAUGAAGGUGGUGUGUUUUUUCUGGAUAUCACAUUUUCAUCUGAUUAUCCAUUCAAGCCACCAAAGGUUACUUUCCGCACCAGAAUCUAUCAUUGCAAUAUCAACAGUCAGGGAGUCAUCUGUCUGGACAUCCUUAAAGACAACUGGAGUCCUGCUUUGACUAUUUCAAAGGUUUUGCUCUCGAUUUGUUCUCUUUUGACAGACUGCAAUCCUGCGGAUCCUUUGGUUGGAAGCAUAGCCACUCAGUAUUUGACCAACAGAGCAGAACAUGACAGGAUAGCCAGACAGUGGACCAAGAGAUACGCAACAUAAUUCACAUAAUUUGUAUGCAGUGUGAAGGAGCAGAAGGCAUCUUCUCACUGUGCUGCAGAUCUUUAUAGCCUUUACAAAACGGACUUCUGUGUAUAUGUUAUACUGAUUCUACUCUCUGCGUUUAUCCUUUGGAGACUGGGGAGUCCCCCCAAAAGGUAAAUGGCUAUCAAGAGUAGAACUUUGUAGCUGUAGAUUAGUUAUGUUUAAAAUGCCUACUUGCAAGUCUUGCUUCUUUGGGAUAUCAAAAUGUAUUUUGUGAUGUACUAAGGAUACUGGUCCUGAAGUCUACCAAAUAUUAUAGUGCAUUUUAGCCUAAUUCAUUAUCUGUAUGAAGUUAUAAAAGUAGCCGUAGAUGACUAGGAAUUAUGUCAUUUGUAUUAAACCCAGAUCUAUUUCUGAGUAUGUGGUUCAUGCUGUUGUGAAAACUGUUUUACCUUUUACCUUUGUCAGUUUGUAAUGAGAGGAUUUCCUUUACCCUUUGUAGCUCAGAGAGCACCUGAUGUAUCAUCUCAAACACAAUAAACAUGUUCCUGAAGGCAUA
Molecule: messenger RNA, 1271 nt
Organism: Suncus etruscus (white-toothed pygmy shrew)
Lineage: Eukaryota; Metazoa; Chordata; Mammalia; Eulipotyphla; Soricidae
Gene: UBE2E3
Product: ubiquitin conjugating enzyme E2 E3
Exons: 6
Coding region: 26-730 (234 amino acids)
Biological process (GO): protein polyubiquitination
Cellular component (GO): nucleus
Molecular function (GO): ubiquitin conjugating enzyme activity
Source: RefSeq, a predicted model, not a curated record